Messenger RNA from Capsella rubella, 450 nucleotides. Its product is annotated as putative F-box/FBD/LRR-repeat protein At3g49040. Lineage: Eukaryota; Viridiplantae; Streptophyta; Magnoliopsida; Brassicales; Brassicaceae. The record is from RefSeq and is a predicted model, not a curated record.
AUGCUUGAUGGUUCUCCUAAGUUACAAAUCCUCAAGCUCACCAACCUAUAUAGGUAUUGUGAAAAAGGAGACCGGAUCCCGGAACCGAAAUGUGUACCAGAAUGUUUGUUGUUCCAUCUUGAGACAUUCGUGUGGACAGGAUACCUAUGGGAACGAAGAGACGAGAAAGAAGUUGCCACAUACAUCCUAAGAAACACAAGACGAUUGAAAAAAGCAACUUUCUCCACAAAACCCAACUUUCUUAACAAAUUGGAAAAGAGACGUGAGAUGCUCGACGAGUUGGCUAGUGUGGGCAAGGCUUCAAAUUCAUGUAACUUUGUCUUUGAAUCCAUGUAAUGUCUUGAACUUUUACUAUGGUGCCAUUAGGAAUUCUAACGUCAAGUAAAAUUCUCAACUUAACAUAUCGAUAAUAAGCUAAGAUGCUAAAAUUUGGUUAUAUUUUUCAGGAAG